Molecule: messenger RNA, 2040 nt
Organism: Perca flavescens (yellow perch)
Lineage: Eukaryota; Metazoa; Chordata; Actinopteri; Perciformes; Percidae
Product: leucine-rich repeat and fibronectin type III domain-containing protein 1-like protein
Exons: 7
Coding region: 1-2040 (679 amino acids)
Molecular function (GO): protein binding
Source: RefSeq, a predicted model, not a curated record
AUGGAAAGGCUGUGGUUCUCUUUGCUGUUGCUGGCAGCAGCAUGCAGGGGACAGCCGUGUCCAAAACGCUGUAUGUGCCAGAGUCUUUCUCCAUCGCUGGCUAUCCUCUGCUCCAAGACAGGCUUGCUGUUUGUUCCUGCUGCCAUUGACCGGCGUACCGUGGAGCUACGGCUCCAAGAGAACUUCAUCACAGCUGUCCGAAGAAAGGACUUUGCCAACAUGACCAGCCUGCUACAUCUGACCCUGUCCAGAAACACCAUCAGUCAAAUUCUCCCUUCAGCCUUCAAUGACCUGCGGCGAUUGAGAGCACUCCACCUAGACUCUAAUAGAUUAACUAUGAUCAAGGAUGACCAUUUCAAAGGACUAACCAACCUUCGUCACCUGAUCCUUGCCAACAACCAACUCCACUCCAUAUCUCCCCAUGCCUUUGAUGACUUCCUGUCCACGCUGGAAGAUCUUGACCUCAGCUACAACAACCUUGCUCAGGCACCCUGGGACACAAUUGGGCGCCUAACCAACGUCAACACCCUAAAUAUGGAUCAUAACCUCAUAGAAAAUGUUCCCCAAGGGGUAUUCACCAACCUACACAAGCUGGCUAGACUAGACAUGACAUCCAACAAACUGAAGAAAAUUCCCCCAGACCCGUUGUUCCUGAGAAUCCCAGUUUAUGCCAAGUCCAAAGGCUCCCCCCUCACCUCCCUGGUGUUGAGUUUUGGUGGCAACCCCCUUCACUGUAACUGUGAACUUCUGUGGUUGAGAAGACUGACCAGAGAAGAUGACCUCGAGACAUGCGCCUCUCCCCCUGACCUCAGUGCCAAGUACUUCUGGACAAUACCUGAAGAGGAGUUUAUUUGUGACCCACCAGUUCUGACCCGUAAGUCUCCUCAUACAGUUGCUAUGGAAGGCCAACCUGCCAGCCUAAAGUGCAAGGCGAAUGGCGACCCAGAGCCUGAAGUCCACUGGAUCAGCCCUGAAGGGCGACUUAUAUCUAAUGGCUCCAGAACUUUGGUUUUCCCCAACGGAAGCCUGGAGAUCAAUGUGACGUCCCUGAAAGAUUCCGGUAACUUUACCUGCAUUGCCUCUAACGCAGCAGGUGAAUCCACAGGAAGGGUGGAGCUAGUCGUCACGGCGAUGCCCCAUCUGGCCAACAGCACAAGCCGUAGCCGAGACCCAUCCUCUGACCCUGCCCCAUCUGACAUCCUAACCUCCUCUAAGGUUGCACUGCCUAACAACGAGACCAGAGGGGCUGACCGGAGGGUCUCAUUGAUGGAACUGACAGGAAACUCUGCCCUCAUUAGAUGGAGCAGUCAGACUCCUACAACUGGAGUCAGGAUGUUCCAGGUCCAAUACAACAGCUCUGGGGAUGACACACUGGUUUACAGGAUGAUUCCAUCCAGCAGCAAUGACUUCCUGGUUCGGGACCUCGCAGCUGGGCGCAACUACGAUCUUUGUGUCCUGGCCGUGUUUGAUGAUGUCAUCACAUCACUGACUGCAACACGUCCUUUGGGCUGUCUGUCAUUCACCACAGACACGGAGUUCAGCCAGUGCCAAGCACUGCACAGCCACUUCCUGGGUGGCACUAUGAUCAUCAUCAUUGGAGGGAUUAUUGUUGCUUCUGUGCUGGUUUUUAUUAUCAUCUUAAUGAUACGAUACAAGGUUUACAGCCACCAAGGGGCAGGCAAUGGAAAAGCAGCCAUUGCGGCGACUGCGCCAAGACCGCAGAGCAACGGACAAGGAGGAGGCGGACAGGUCCAAGUCCUCCCUCACUCUGCCUCAAAAAUGCCUGACAGUCAGGACGACCAAGCGCUAGCGCCGUCCAAGGCCAUGUCGCCUAGCAACACUCUGAAAGACACUGUGGCAUUGGUCGAGGAGGCGAGCAGUGGACGCAGCAUAAUGACAAGGACUGACUCCUUGGCCAAUGAGGAGUUGAUCUCGCCCACCAAAGCCCGCUUCUCCUCCAGGGUGGCUAUUGAGAUGAAAAGCAGGCCACCAUCUGUCGCCAAAGAGCCCACCUCCCCCAAGGAACUGGCAGGUAGUUAA